AUGCUUAGAGCUUUCAAACGUGCUAUUCCACCACGUACACAAAUUCUUAGAGCCAAUGUUCCAUCAUUGAGGUAUAAUUUCACCAGAUUUCAAACAAGAUGUUUAGCUACAGCUACCGAUACAUUUUUGCAAGGCAAUGAUGCCAACUAUGUUGAUGAAAUGUACCAACAAUGGAGACAAGAUCCAGCAAGUGUACAUUCAUCUUGGAAUGCUUAUUUCACCAACAUUGAAAAGGAUGGAGUAUCGCCAUCAAAGGCUUUUCAAGCACCACCAACUUUGGUUCCAACUGUGUCUGGUGGUACCGCUGGUUUUUAUCCACAACAAUCAAAUGUCAAUGAAGAUGUUGUUGUUCACUUGAAGGUUCAAUUGUUGGUUAGAGCUUAUCAAGUUAGAGGCCAUCAAAAGGCACAAAUUGAUCCAUUGGGAAUUAGUUUUGGUAGCCAUGCCAAAGUUCCAAAAGAAUUAACAUUGGACUAUUAUCAAUUCACCGACAAGGAUUUGGAUAAGGAAAUUACUUUGGGUCCUGGUAUUUUGCCAAGAUUUGCUACUGAAGGUAAAAAGUCCAUGACCUUGAGAGAAAUUAUCAAAACAUGCGAGGAUUUGUACUGUUCCUCAUAUGGUGUUGAAUAUGUUCACAUUCCUUCCAAAGAACAAUGUGAUUGGUUGAGAGAACGAAUUGAAAUUCCGCAACCAUUCAAGUACUCACAAGACCAAAAGAGACAAAUUUUGGAUCGUUUGAUUUGGGCCACUUCUUUUGAAACAUUUUUGUCAACCAAGUUCCCCAAUGACAAGAGAUUUGGUUUAGAAGGUCUUGAGUCUGUUGUUCCAGCCAUGAAGGCUAUGAUUGAUACUUCUGUUGAAGAAGGUAUUGAAGAUGUUGUUAUUGGUAUGCCACACAGAGGUAGAUUGAACAUGUUGUCAAAUGUUGUCCGUAAACCAAAUGAAUCGAUUUUUUCGGAAUUUACCGGAUCGAGAGAGUUUGACGAAGGUUCUGGUGAUGUUAAAUACCACUUGGGUAUGAACUACAAGAGACCAACCACUUCCGGUAAACACGUCAACUUGUCAUUGGUUGCUAACCCAUCACAUUUGGAAUCUGAAGAUGGGGUGGUUCUUGGUAAGACACGUGCUAUCCAACAAUACAAGAAUGAUAUUGGUGAAUUUAAAAAGGCAAUGUCAAUCUUGUUGCACGGUGAUGCUGCAUUUGCUGCUCAAGGUGUUGUUUACGAAACCAUGGGAUUUGCCAACUUGCCUGCUUACUCAACUGGUGGUACCAUCCACAUCAUUAUCAAUAACCAAAUUGGUUUCACUACUGAUCCAAGAUUUGCAAGAUCCACUUUAUACCCAUCUGAUAUCGCCAAGAGUAUCAAUGCACCAAUUUUCCACGUAAAUGCUGAUGAUGUUGAGGCUUGUACUUUUGUGUUCAACUUGGCUGCUGAAUGGAGAGCUACAUACCACACUGACUGUAUCAUUGAUCUCGUUGGUUACAGAAAGCAUGGUCAUAAUGAAACUGAUCAACCAUCAUUCACUCAACCCCUCAUGUAUCAAGAAAUUGCCAAAAAGAAGUCCGUUAUUGAUAUUUACACUGAGCAAUUGGUCAAAGAGGGCACCUUCACUAGAGAAGAUAUUGAUGAGCACAAGAAAUGGGUUUGGAACUUGUUGGAGGAAUCAUUCUCCAAGGCCAAGGAUUAUCAACCAACUUCAAGAGAGUGGUUGACCACCCCAUGGGAAGAUUUCAAAUCACCAAAGGAAUUGGCUACUGAAGUGUUGCCACAUUUCCCAACUGGUGUUGAUGCCGACAUUUUGAAAAAGAUUGGUGAUGCCAUCUCCGAAGCACCAGAAGGAUUUGAAAUACAUAGAAACUUGAAGCGUAUUUUGAAUCAAAGGAAAAAGGCUGUUGAAACUGGUGAAGGUAUCGACUAUUCCACUGGUGAAGCAUUGGCUUAUGGAUCAUUAGCUUUGGAAGGAUACCAUGUUAGAGUUUCAGGACAAGAUGUUGAAAGAGGUACCUUUUCACAAAGACACGCUGUUUUACACGAUCAAAAAUCAGAAAAGACUUGGACCCCAUUGGCCAACUUGAGUGAAGAUCAAGGUGUUUUCAGCAUAUCCAACUCAUCCUUGUCAGAAUAUGGUGUCUUGGGUUUCGAAUAUGGUUAUUCAUUAACUUCACCAGAUGCCUUGGUUGAAUGGGAAGCACAAUUUGGUGAUUUCGCCAACACUGCUCAAGUUAUCAUUGAUCAGUUUGUUUCCGGAGCUGAAUCGAAAUGGAUGCAAAGAUCAGGUGUUGUUUUGUCAUUACCUCAUGGUUACGAUGGUCAGGGUCCAGAACAUUCUUCUGGUAGAAUUGAAAGAUAUUUGCAAUUGUGUAAUGAAGAUCCUCGUUACUUCCCAUCUCCUGAAAAGUUGGAACGUCAACAUCAAGACUGUAACAUGCAGGUUGCUUAUCCAACCACACCAGCCAACGUUUUCCACUUGUUGCGUCGUCAAAUGCAUAGACAAUUUAGAAAGCCAUUGAUUUUGUUCUUUUCCAAGUCCUUGUUGCGUCAUCCAUUGGCCAGAUCCAACUUGUCUGAUUUUACCGGUGAUUCUCAAUUCCAAUGGAUUAUUGAAGAUGUUGUUGGUGAUAAAUCUGAAGUUAAGAGACUUGUAUUGUGUACCGGUCAAAUACAUGCUGCUAUGCACAAGAGAAGGGAGCAAACCAAUGACAAGUCAACUGCUUUCAUCAAGAUUGAACAAUUGAAUCCAUUCCCAUUUGCUCAAUUGCGUGAUGCAUUGAACACUUAUCCAAACAUUGAAGAUUUAGUUUGGGCCCAAGAAGAACCAUUGAAUAUGGGUGCUUGGUCUUUUAUUGAACCAAGAGUUAACGUUGUGCUUGACAAGACUGAUAAGCAUGGUGGCUUGAACAUCAGAUACGCUGGUAGAGAUCCAAGUGCUUCUAUUGCUGCCGGUACCAAGGCCAAGCAUUUGGCUGAAGAAGAAGAAGUUUUGAACGAAGUAUUUCAACAAUAG
Lodderomyces parapsilosis is the source of this 3006-nucleotide messenger RNA. It is a transcript of the gene KGD1, whose product is annotated as alpha-ketoglutarate dehydrogenase. The record is from RefSeq and is a predicted model, not a curated record. Bases 1 to 3006 code for a protein of 1001 amino acids. Gene Ontology annotation, cellular component: mitochondrion; oxoglutarate dehydrogenase complex. Gene Ontology annotation, biological process: tricarboxylic acid cycle. The transcript has a single exon. Gene Ontology annotation, molecular function: thiamine pyrophosphate binding; oxoglutarate dehydrogenase (succinyl-transferring) activity. Lineage: Eukaryota; Fungi; Ascomycota; Pichiomycetes; Serinales; Debaryomycetaceae.